CCACCAACGUUAACAACGACAAACUCCCACGACUCCAUAGGACAGAGCAGCAGCUGCUGUGCUGCCUAGGACACGCUCCGCUUCCCUCCACUCCCUCUGCUGCCUAACGGGUCGCGCGGCCCCACCGCCCAGAGCCGCGAGCUCCGCCGCCAAUGGACGGCGCCGGGACCUCCCUCCUCGGCUUGCCAGUUCCCGCCGCUGGCGCCGCCGCCGCCGCUCUCAUCGUCCUCCUCGUCUUCGCGGCGGCCGCGGCCGCCGCGUUCUUCGCGCGCCGGCGGGGCGCCAAACCGACCUCUCUUUCGCGCGUCGAGCACGCGCCCUCCUCCGGCUCCGGAUCCUCCCGUCCGGCGUCGACGUCCGCGCGCAAGGUCAAGGCCGACGCGGAGGCCGCCGAGGCCGGCGCGGGCGCGGGCGCGAGCUCCUCCGACGUGGCCAGCUCGUCCGCGGCCGCGAGCUCGCUGGAGUCGCCGGCGAGGAAGAAGGUGGAAAUACGGGUCGGCGGGGCCCCGGGGGUGGAGAUGGGGUGGGGGAGGUGGUACGAGCUGGCGGAGCUGGAGGCCGCCACGGGCGGGUUCCACAAGGAGAACGUGGUCGGGGAAGGAGGAUACGGCACGGUAUACCGCGGCGUGCUCGACGGCGGCGAGGUGGUCGCGGUCAAGGACUUGUUUGAUCACAAGGGUCAGGCUGAGAAGGAAUUCAAGGUGGAGGUUGAAACCAUCGGCAAAGUGAGGCACAAGCACCUUGUGGGCCUCAUCGGGUACUGCGCAGAAGGGCCUAAACGGAUGCUCGUGUAUGAGUUCGUCGAAAAUGGCAACUUGGAGCAGUGGCUGCAUGGCGACGUCGGGCCUGUCAGCCCGUUGACGUGGGAAAUACGGAUGAAGAUCGCCGUCGGAACAGCCAAAGGCAUAGCGUACCUGCACGAAGGCCUGGAGCCGAAAGUGGUGCACCGAGACAUCAAGUCCAGCAACAUCCUUCUGGACAAGAAAUGGAACCCCAAGGUGUCCGACUUCGGAAUGGCCAAGGUCCUGGGCUCCGGCUCCAGCUACGUGACCACCCGUGUGAUGGGCACAUUCGGGUACGUGGCUCCCGAGUACGCGUCCACGGGCAUGCUGAACGAGAGCAGCGACAUCUACAGCUUCGGCGUGCUGAUGAUGGAGCUCAUCACCGGGCGGAGCCCCGUGGACUACAACAGACCCGCCGGCGAGGUGAACCUGGUGGAGUGGUUCAAGGGGAUGGUGGGGAGCCGGCGCGUGGAGGACCUGGUGGACCCGCGCAUCGAGGCGCCGCCGCCGCCGCGGGCGCUGAACAAGGUGCUGCUGGUCUGCCUCCGGUGCAUCGACUCCGACGCGCACAAACGGCCCAAGAUGGGGCAGAUCGUGCACAUGCUCGAGGGCGACGAGUUCCCCUUCCGAACGGAGCACCGCUCGCCGCGGGCGUCUCACAGGACGUCGACGGGGACGCGGCCGUCGCUUCUGUCCGAAAACGUCGGGACCGAUGACUCGGACAAGUCGAUGUGGAGAUGAGCGAGCUGUCAGCAACCGCCCGCGACGUAGGAGGAGCUGGACUGACUUUUUUACCGGUGUACAUUUUUGUUUAUUCGCGGCGAGAUGGAGGAUUUCUGAUGAUGUUCGUUUCGUUUUGUGGUGCUUGACGUAAUGUAUGGUUUGACUGAGUGACGGACACACGGUUGAUAAUUUUUCUGA
Messenger RNA from Phragmites australis (common reed), 1703 nucleotides. RefSeq names its product probable receptor-like serine/threonine-protein kinase At4g34500. Gene Ontology annotation, biological process: protein phosphorylation. Bases 153 to 1523 code for a protein of 456 amino acids. Lineage: Eukaryota; Viridiplantae; Streptophyta; Magnoliopsida; Poales; Poaceae. The record is from RefSeq and is a predicted model, not a curated record. Gene Ontology annotation, molecular function: ATP binding; protein kinase activity. The transcript has 6 exons.